AUGUCGGAACACUCUCGGCCUUUCAAGGAAAGGGAAGAGCUAGAGAACAAUGACAAUGAUGAGAGUGAUAAUGGUGGAGAAGCCGAAAGAGACAGUGAGGUGUAUUCCCCCCAUCUGCCUUUCAGGUCAGAGGUGAGAGGUGUGACCAUGGUUGUUCAGAGACGAACGAUCACUUCUACUUCAAGCGCCGGUGAUUGGAACUGGCGUGUAGAGACUGAUCAGACCAGAAUGGUUGUCGUUUUUCGUGACACGUUUGGAGAAGUCUUGGGACAGAGAACGAUAGUUUCGUGGCAACAGAGCCGUCGAUGGGACGUUGGUAAGUGGGUCGAAGAGACGUGGCAGGCCGGUCCGGCAAAUGAACUGUUUCGGAUCACUUCAUAUAUUCGAGGAAGUGUUUUUUUGACUUUGAGGACUUACAAGCCAUGGGAUCCCUCGGACACUUCUGACAGUACGAGUACUUCAGACGAUGUCACAGAACUUGUCGAGAGGCCUUCUCAAGAUGAUUCACCUCAGCCCUCACGAGAUCAAGCGGAAUGUCAUGCCCCCACGUCAACAGGUGACAAUUGGAAUGUUGCCCGGUCCGGUGAUCAUACCAACAAUGGAGACGCUGGAGGGGAGAAGGACACGGAUGAGGCUGAGGUAGGACCACACUUCCCUGAGGUCUAA
Messenger RNA from Tremella mesenterica DSM 1558, 666 nucleotides. RefSeq lists its product as uncharacterized. The coding region runs from base 1 to 666 and encodes 221 amino acids. The record is from RefSeq and is a predicted model, not a curated record. The transcript has 2 exons. NCBI's taxonomy places the organism in Eukaryota, Fungi, Basidiomycota, Tremellomycetes, Tremellales, Tremellaceae.